AUGGACGCGUACGACCUAUGGAAGCACAACUGCAACAACUUCUCAAAUGACUUCGCAACAUUCCUCCUGGGCAAGGGAAUACCGGAUCACAUCCUCCAUAUGCCCGAUGCUGUCUUGCAAUCGCCCAUGGGGAGGAUGCUCAUGCCCGCCCUGAACCAGCAGGUCGAGGCGGGCAGGCAAAGCAGAGAAGGAAUCUGGGGUAUCCAGAACGGCCACGCAGCGUCAGCGCCUGUCCAACCCCAGUUCCAGCAUCAACAGGCCACGGUUCGGACGGUCACCAACUCCCACGAGCUUGAAUCAUUGCUCGCAAGCUCCCAAAAGUCCUGCGCCGUGGUUUUCUUCACAUCUGCAACCUGCGCCCCUUGUAAGAUGCUGUAUCCCCUGUAUGACGAGCUCGCAGCCGAGGUUGGAGACAAGGCAGUGCUUGUCAAGGUGGACAUCUCACAAGCAUUUGACGUUGGCAGUCGGUACUCGGUCCGAGCCACUCCCACCUUCAUCACCUUUCUCCACGGCAAAGAAGAAAACAGGUGGUCUGGAGCCGACCCGGCAGCCCUGCGCGGAAACGUUCAGCUGCUUGUGCAGAUGGCGCACCCAACCCAUCCCCACGCGUCACUGAGGCUGCCGAGUUUGCAGAAUCUCGAAGCCAAGCCUGUUCUGUUCACCAAGAUCCCACCAUUGCAGAAACUACUCGCAAAAAUGGGUGCCGCAGCAGAUCAGGAAGCUGUCAAGGCCCUCGCGCAUUUUAUAGAGGCUCGCAGCAAAGAAGGCCCCGCCAACGACCCGCUUCCCGAUAUGCAAACCCUCACGGCUUUCCUCCAGGCCUCGACGAGUACCUUGCCACCUGAGCUCAUGUUCACAGUCAUCGACCUCCUCCGUUGUGGCCUCGUCGACCCUCGCCUGAGCGGUUUCUUCGCCGAAGAGAAAGACCACGCCACAAUCCUGUCCCUCCUCUCCUACGUCAACGGCCUGAAGGACUGCCCGUAUGCACUAAGGCUCGUCACACUGCAGAUGGCCUGCAACCUCUUCACGACUCCUCUCUAUCCAGACCAGAUCCUCACGCACGAGGGUCUGCGGUCCGCAGUUACCGGCCUGAUAUCAGCCAGCUUCCUGGACGACAACCACAGCAACGUCCGCGUAGCCGCGGCUUCGCUGCUGUUCAAUGUCGCGCUGGCCAACAACCGCAAGCGGCGCACGAGCCAGGGCGACGCGCUCCCCGAGGCCGACCAGGUCGAGCUUGCCGCCUCGCUUCUCGAGGCUAUUGCCCAGGAGGGCGAGUCCACCGAGGCUCUGCAGGGGAUGCUGCUCGCGUUGGGGUAUCUGACGUACCUUGCGCCGCUAGACGGGGAGUUGGUGGACCUGCUGAGGGUCAUGGCUGCGGAUGACACGGUGAAGGGUAAGGAGGGCACGUUCAAAGACUUGGCGCUGGUUCAGGAAGUGGGUGCCGAACUACUCGGGAAGGGCCUUCGGAAGCCUUAA
Diaporthe citri is the source of this 1476-nucleotide messenger RNA. RefSeq lists its product as uncharacterized. Lineage: Eukaryota; Fungi; Ascomycota; Sordariomycetes; Diaporthales; Diaporthaceae. The coding region runs from base 1 to 1476 and encodes 491 amino acids. The transcript has 2 exons. The record is from RefSeq and is a predicted model, not a curated record. Gene Ontology annotation, molecular function: peptidase activity.